Messenger RNA from Microsporum canis CBS 113480, 318 nucleotides. Its product is annotated as mitochondrial import inner membrane translocase subunit tim14. Gene Ontology annotation, biological process: protein import into mitochondrial matrix. Bases 1 to 318 code for a protein of 105 amino acids. NCBI's taxonomy places the organism in Eukaryota, Fungi, Ascomycota, Eurotiomycetes, Onygenales, Arthrodermataceae. The transcript is spliced from 3 exons. The record is from RefSeq and is a predicted model, not a curated record. Gene Ontology annotation, molecular function: ATPase activator activity. Gene Ontology annotation, cellular component: PAM complex, Tim23 associated import motor.
AUGACUUCAGUAGUCGCUAUUGGUGUUGGUGUCGCCGCGGCCGCUUUCUUCGGGCGAGCCGGUCUAGUAGCACUCCGCAGAUACAGAGGAGGCGUGAACGGUGCUGGGCGCGCAUUCUACAAAGGCGGAUUCGAGCCCAAGAUGAACAGACGAGAGGCAUCUCUCAUCCUAUCGCUCUCUGAACGAACCCUAACCAAAGAUAAGGUCCGCGCAAACCACCGCAAGCUAAUGCUUCUUAACCACCCUGAUCGAGGGGGUAGCCCGUACCUUGCCACAAAAAUCAAUGAAGCGAAAGAAUUACUUGAGAAGACCGUCUAG